GCAGUGCGUGUCGGGAAAGCGGCGGGCGGGCCCGGGCCCUCGGCGACGGAGGACGCCAUGGUGGGUGGCGAGGCGGCCGCCGCCGUGGAGGAGCUGGUUUCGGGGGUGCGGCAGGCCACUGACUUCGCGGAGCAGUUCCGCUCCUACUCGGAGAGCGAGAAGCAUUGGAAAGCCCGCAUGGAAUUCAUCCUGCGCCACCUUGCCGACUACCGCGAUCCUCCCGACGGCGGCGGCCGCCUGGACCAGCUGCUGUCCCUCUCCAUGGUCUGGGCCAAUCACCUCUUCCUGGGUUGCAGCAUCAUAGCUAAGGCAGAAGAUGCUCCACAUUUCCGUCAUCAGCUUGAGGCUUCCAGAGGAGGCUGGGAUGAAUGUGACAUUGACCACCGCUGCCCUCUUCAUACUCCUGGUGUUACCAGCAUGCAGGAAAGGGCAAUUGGAAUGAAAAGGAGUCUUGCUUAAAUAAGCAUUUUAAAAGUUCUCAUUCUUUCAAUACCUAUUAUUAAGCAAGUAUGCAUGGAUAUUUAUUUAUAAAUCAUGCCUUCAGUUUUCAUGUUAAACUUUGUGUUAUAAAACCCUUUUUUAAAUAAUGGCAGGUGAUGAAUUUUAUAAUUUUGCUUUUUCAACAACAUACCUAAAGAGUGA
Molecule: messenger RNA, 642 nt
Organism: Sorex araneus (European shrew)
Lineage: Eukaryota; Metazoa; Chordata; Mammalia; Eulipotyphla; Soricidae
Gene: XTBD1
Product: CDKN2A interacting protein N-terminal like
Exons: 2
Coding region: 58-459 (133 amino acids)
Source: RefSeq, a predicted model, not a curated record